Molecule: messenger RNA, 1806 nt
Organism: Hirsutella rhossiliensis
Lineage: Eukaryota; Fungi; Ascomycota; Sordariomycetes; Hypocreales; Ophiocordycipitaceae
Product: centromere DNA-binding protein complex CBF3 subunit
Exons: 9
Coding region: 1-1806 (601 amino acids)
Molecular function (GO): DNA binding
Source: RefSeq, a predicted model, not a curated record
AUGUCGAACGCGAUAGAGGAUCCCCGGGUCAGGGCGGCCAUUGAGCACUACCUGUUAGAUCUGGAGAACACCCAGCCGAAGAAUACGAAGCGAAAUUAUCGUCCCAAGCAGGAAGAAUGGAAGGAGUGGUGUCAAGCCAACUGGCCUGCGAUCCCGGACGUUUGGCCGGCCUCGGUACCACAGGGCCAACAGCUACCGGGAGACCUGGUCGAUGAAGGAAAGCUCUUGCUCUUCAUGAAGGAGAAAACGACACCUCGAGGCUCAGGAAGCCAAGAGGGCCGUGAAAGACGCAGAGCACCAUCAGAUACCAUCGUUGUAGGCGGCGGAGGUAGCGAAUACGAGUCAGACUCCGACUUGGAGUUGUAUGAGUCCACGCUCAAACUACAGUAUAAUACUGUACGGGGCUACGUCUCGGCCAUACAGAAGCUUUACGACGAGCAGAAGAGCCGGGAGUCAAUCCUGCGGCCCGGCCACGGGAGUGGCACUGAAGGCGCUCAAACGCAGCAUUCUUGCAACGACUUGGAGCCGGAAGAGGAAGGAAUACAUGGACAGGGAGUUGGAACUCUGAGAGAUGUGUAUGCGCCGGCGCAGAUCCCCGACCACACCAACGUGGCAUGGUCCGAGAGGAGAGAGAUCGCCUGCGCCCUGAGGACGCAGGUGGACUUUCUGCUCGGGAACCACAUGCUGCUGCGGUCCGGCAACCGCCUGCCGAUGGAGUUGGCAGACUGCUUUCCCCUGGACUUACCCAACGAGGGCUUCAAGGCCCAGGGCGGAAAGGUUUCCGUCUUCCAAAGAAGCGAAGACUGGUAUGAAACGAAGGUGCUCCGCCGAUCGGCGAAGGAGCCUCAAGCUCCGUUGUCGGGCCAGACUGCCCGAGAAUGGACGUCCAGGUUCUACAAGAAGGCCGGGAUCAAGGUCUCCAAGAUCCGCCGAGCCGGUCGUUGGAAUAACGGAGACCAAAUGACCGGCUGCUAUCUGACUUCCCUGCCUUUCGAAUUCAUGAGGGCCGUGGCCGACUUUGACCCUGAAUGGUCGGGGUCUUAUUUCGUGCCCGGGCCACCUAGCCCUUUCUCAGAUCUCGGGGUGGAGCAGAACAUGGCCGCCGGCGCCUUCUUGGAACUCCUGGAGUGGCUUCGAGAGGUGCUCCUGCAGGACGCUGUCUUCCUUCGCGAGUCCUACCCCGACCAUCCUAUCUUUCAGGAUCCGGUCUUCUCUUGCCCCGAGUUUGAAGCGUUCGCCAGCAAAGUUCAAGACACAUGCACACGGGACCACGAAGACAGCCAUACCACGGUCAUUCAAAAAGCGAUCCCGGUGGUUGCGGAGAAGCUGCGCACAUUGGAUGAGUUUGCGCAGGCGACCUACACCGUCACCUUCAGCCCCGGCCAAGGUGCUGCAGGUCAACAUGCGGAGAUCGCGGGAGCUCAUCAACAGAGGCGCCGCGCUCCACGAGAGACGGUCCUCAGGUCCGAGAUAGGCCCUUCGCAAGCGGGCGGUCCGACAUACGCUCCGCUCUCUCUAGAGCAGCAGCAGGGAAUGGUGCAAGCGGGCCAGGGCAAGCCCCAGGGAAGAGCGCAUGGCGAGCCGCCUGGGCCGCGCGAACCUCCGAGCUUCAAGCUCCCCGUUCUGUCAAAUCUGUACAGGAGCUGCUGCGUCUCUGGCGGCAGGGCUGGGGCGAAAUGCCUUCUGUGGAUUCUCUUGAGCGAGACUGGGGUGCUCGAUGGCGGCCAUCUGCAGAGAAGAAUUACCUUUCCACGCGCAAGAUCAUCGUCGAUGAGGUUCGGAGGCGGGCCCAGUCGGACGGCUUAA